This is a messenger RNA of Vitis riparia (riverbank grape), 2099 nucleotides long. Its product is annotated as exocyst complex component EXO70H1-like. The record is from RefSeq and is a predicted model, not a curated record. Lineage: Eukaryota; Viridiplantae; Streptophyta; Magnoliopsida; Vitales; Vitaceae. Gene Ontology annotation, cellular component: exocyst. The coding region runs from base 3 to 1871 and encodes 622 amino acids. The transcript has a single exon. Gene Ontology annotation, molecular function: phosphatidylinositol-4,5-bisphosphate binding. Gene Ontology annotation, biological process: exocytosis.
UAAUGGCGACUCUUUUCAUUUCAUCGUCUAAGGCCUCUUCUGCGUCUUCAUUCUCAGUCCAUCAAACGAUGUCGUUGCCACGGCACGCUGCGUUUUCGGAGUACAUGAUGGAAGAGAGUGUAGACCACGCUCAUGCCAUCAUCACCAAGUGGGAUACCAAAAGUCCCACCUCCCUCUUCCAUGACAACAGGAAGGAGGGCAGGGAGUUUCUCAAGUGUGUCAAGGACUUGAGGACAGCCAUGCACUUCUUUCUCUCCCAAAAAUCGGCUUCUGGGAAGCUUGUGCUGGCUCAGCAGCUCAUGCAGAUAGCCAUGAAGAGGCUUGAGAAGGAGUUUUACCAGAUUCUGUCUGCCAACCGGGACCGCCUUGAUCCUGAUUCCGUCAGGUCGUGUGUGUCGGGGAGGUCUAGUAACUCGGAUGAUGAUCAAUAUCAGUGUGAUGUGGGAUCAGAUGAGGAGAUUAAUGUUGCUGGGGAGUCGAUUUCGGAGGUUGAGAGAGUCUCAGCGCUGGCUAUGUAUGAUCUCAAGGCCAUAGCGGACUGCAUGAUCGGUUGUGGGUAUGGUAAGGAGUGUGUGAAGAUAUAUAAGAUCAUCAGGAAGUCGAUUGUAGAUGAAGGGCUGUACCGUAUCGGGAUUGAACGGAACAGUUCUUCACAGAUUAGUAAGAUGAAUUUCGAAGCCCUCCAGCACAAGAUCAAGCAUUGGUUGAGUGCAGUUAGGAUAGCUGUGAAGACACUCUUUAAUGGCGAGAGAGUUCUCUGUGAUCAUGUCUUCUCAGCUUCGGAUUCCAUCAGGGAAUCAUCCUUUGCAGAGAUCACCAGAGAAGGAGCCAUCAAUCUCUUCAAAUUUCCGGAGCUGGUCACCAGAACCAAGAGAUCAUCACCGCAUAAAAUCUUCUGCUUCCUGGAUUUGUAUGAAGCCAUCUCUGUCCUACUCCCUGAGAUCGAAUUAAUCUUCUCAUUUGAAUCAACUUCAGCAGUAAGCUUGCAGGUUUCCUCAUCACUCCAGAAGCUCAGCGAGGCUGUAAGGGCAACAUUAUCGGAAUUUGAAUCAGUAGUUCAAAAGGACUCAUCCAAAACACUGGUCACAGGCGGAGGAAUUCACCCGCUGACCGAAUCAGCAAUGAACUAUAUCUCUUCCCUAGCUAAUUACAGUGGAGUCCUCUCCGAAAUCCUCGCUGACUGGCCGCUACCAGUACAAUCACCAUUCCCAGAGUCCUAUUUCGACAGUCCAAAAUCCAUUGACAACCCACCAUCCGCCAUGGCCAUGCGUCUAGCUUGGCUCAUACUUGUACUCCUAUGCAGGCUAGACUGCAAAGCUGAGCUGUACAAAGACAUUGGGCUCUCAUACCUCUUCCUCGCCAAUAAUCUCCAUUUCGUUUUGGAAAAAGUCCGUACAUCCAACCUGCGGUACCUCCUGGGGGAGGAGUGGAUAUCAAAGCAUGAAAAGAAAGUUAAACAAUACAGUGCCAGCUACGAAGUCAUGGGAUGGACUAAAGUUUUCUCCUCUCUACCUGAGAAUAAUUCUCAGGCGCCCAUGUCGCCGGAGGAUGUAAAGGAGUGCUUUGGGAGAUUCAACUUGGCUUUCGAAGAAGCGUGUCGGAAACAAACCUCAUGGGUUGUGCAAGAUGGGAAGCUCAGGGACGACAUCAAGGUAUCCAUUGCCAAGAAACUGGUGCCGGCGUACGGUGAGUUUUAUGAGAAAUAUUUGGGCAUGUUGGACGGGGAGACGAAUUUGGAGGUUUUGGUGAGGUUUUCACCUGAUGAUUUGGGAAAUUACUUGUCGUACUUGUUGCACGGAACUGCCAUCUCAGGGAGUUCAUCAUCAUCAUCAUCCUCUUCUUCAUCACAGAAGUCCGGCCGGGCCCGAUGAAACCAUACACACACAAAAUAAUGUGUACCGUUUUGAUGUCUGAUGGAUGUUUCAGGCUUCUCUUCAGCUAGAUUUUCAGUAUGUUCAUCACAAGUUCUAUAUACAACUGUUUUCUGAUGGGUAUAAAGAUUUUGAGCAAUAAGAAAAACUUCAGAAUGCAACUCAAUUCCGUUGGAAAUGAAUAAAUUCAGCUAAAAUAGUUUAAUUUCAAUUUCUAUGUUUAAUCAA